This is a messenger RNA of Budorcas taxicolor (takin), 2367 nucleotides long. It is a transcript of the gene TBX2, whose product is annotated as T-box transcription factor 2. The record is from RefSeq and is a predicted model, not a curated record. Gene Ontology annotation, molecular function: DNA-binding transcription factor activity, RNA polymerase II-specific; RNA polymerase II cis-regulatory region sequence-specific DNA binding. Bases 1 to 2367 code for a protein of 788 amino acids. Lineage: Eukaryota; Metazoa; Chordata; Mammalia; Artiodactyla; Bovidae. The transcript has 8 exons. Gene Ontology annotation, cellular component: nucleus. Gene Ontology annotation, biological process: cell fate specification; regulation of transcription by RNA polymerase II; positive regulation of DNA-templated transcription.
AUGAGAGAGCCGGCGCUGGCGGCCAGCGCCAUGGCUUACCACCCGUUCCACGCGCCACGGCCGGCCGACUUCCCCAUGUCCGCCUUCCUGGCGGCGGCGCAGCCCUCCUUCUUCCCGGCUCUCGCGCUGCCGCCCGGCGCUCUGGCCAAGCCGCUGCCCGACCCGGGCUUGGCGGGGGCGGCGGCGGCGGCGGCGGCCGCGGCGGCGGCGGCCGAGGCGGGGCUGCACGUCUCGGCACUCGGCCCGCAUCCGCCCGCCGCUCAUCUGCGCUCGCUUAAGAGCCUGGAGCCCGAGGACGAGGUGGAGGACGACCCCAAGGUGACGCUGGAGGCCAAGGAGCUGUGGGACCAGUUCCACAAGCUGGGCACCGAGAUGGUCAUCACCAAGUCCGGGAGGAGGAUGUUUCCUCCCUUCAAGGUGCGAGUCAGCGGCCUGGACAAGAAGGCCAAAUACAUCCUGCUGAUGGACAUUGUGGCCGCUGAUGACUGCCGGUAUAAAUUCCAUAACUCACGCUGGAUGGUGGCAGGCAAGGCCGACCCCGAGAUGCCCAAGCGGAUGUACAUCCACCCGGACAGCCCGGCCACGGGGGAGCAGUGGAUGGCCAAGCCGGUGGCCUUCCACAAGCUGAAGCUGACCAACAACAUCUCGGACAAGCACGGCUUCACCAUCCUGAACUCCAUGCACAAGUACCAACCGCGCUUCCACAUCGUGCGAGCCAACGACAUCCUGAAGCUGCCCUACAGCACGUUCCGCACCUACGUGUUCCCCGAGACCGACUUCAUCGCGGUCACCGCCUACCAGAACGACAAGAUCACGCAGCUUAAGAUCGACAACAACCCGUUUGCCAAGGGCUUCCGGGACACCGGGAACGGCCGGCGGGAGAAAAGGAAGCAGCUGACGCUGCCGUCCUUGCGCCUGUACGAGGAGCACUGCAAGCCGGAGCGCGACGGCGCGGAGUCGGACGCCUCGUCCUGCGACCCUCCCCCUGCGCGGGAACCGCCACCCUCUCCGGGGACGGCGCCCAGUCCCCUGCGCCUGCACCGGACCAGAGCCGAGGAGAAGUCGUGCGCCGCGGACAGUGACCCGGAGCCCGAGCGGCUGGGCGAGGAGCGCGCGGGGCCGGCGCUUGGCCGCAGCCCCGCCCUGGACAGCAGCAGCCCCCCUCGCUUGACCGAACCCGAUCGCGCCAGGGAGCGGCGCAGCCCCGAGAGGGGCAAGGAGCCGGCCGAGAGCGGCGGGAACGGCCCGUUCGGCCUGAGGAGCCUAGAGAAGGAGCGCGCCGAAGCCCGGCGGAAGGACGAGGGGCGCAAGGAGGCGGGCGAGGGCAAGGAGCCCGGCCUGGCGCCGCUGGUGGUGCAGACGGACAGCGCGUCCCCGCUGGGCGCCGGACACCUGCCCGGCCUGGCCUUCUCCGGCCACCUGCACGGGCAGCAGUUCUUCGGUCCGCUGGGGGCCGGCCAGCCGCUCUUCUUGCACCCGGGACAGUUCGCCAUGGGGCCCGGAGCCUUCUCUGCCAUGGGCAUGGGCCACCUACUAGCCUCGGUGGCCGGCGGCGGCGGCGGUGGCGGAGGCGGCGGGCCAGGGACCGCCACCGGGCUGGACGCGGGCGGGCUGGGUCCCGCGGGGAGUGCGGCCAGCACCGCCGGGCCCUUCCCAUUCCACCUCUCCCAGCACAUGCUGGCAUCUCAGGGAAUCCCCAUGCCCACUUUCGGAGGCCUCUUCCCCUAUCCCUACACCUACAUGGCGGCCGCUGCGGCCGCGGCCUCGGCUCUGCCAGCCACCAGCGCUGCGGCCGCGGCCGCGGCUGCCGCCGGUUCCCUGUCCCGGAGCCCCUUUCUGGGCAGUGCCCGGCCCCGCCUGCGCUUCAGCCCCUACCAGAUCCCGGUCUCCAUCCCACCGAGCACUAGUCUCCUCACCACCGGGCUGGCGGCGGAGGGCUCCAAGGCUGCAGGCGGCGGCAAUAGCCGGGAGCCCAGCCCGUUGCCGGAGCUGGCCCUCCGCAAAGUGGGGGCCUCGGCCCGCGUGGCCCUGUCGCCCGGCGGUGCGGCCAAAGAGGCGGCCAGUGAACUGCAGAGCAUUCAGAGACUGUGGGUUCAGCUGGAGAUCGCGCAGGGAGUCGCACUGUGUCAGUCGCCGUUAGGCCUCGCUCCCAGUGGCCCGAGUCUGCCAGGACAGCUGCUGCCCCAGGAGGACGGCCUCUCCACCCCUCCUCACCCAGCCGACAGGCGUCUCCAGCCCCAAAUCCUAGCAGUGGAAGGGGUGGGAGAGCGGCAAGUCAUUCCCUCAGACCACCGCGGGGUCUGCCCAUUCCUCAGCAUCACCCCUUCCCAGCUGCUUCCUCUUUUUGAAGCGUGUGAGUGUCCAUGA